UCUGACGACGGUGAGAAACACCAAAGACCGAAGAGUACAUUUUCUUUGUCGGGAUCUGACUCACACCCUCAUCACUGCUGUCCGAGAAUCUCCUCCAUUGAUGUGCAAUCAGCGUGCGGAAAAAAAAACAAAGAAAAAUGCUAUAAACCCAACGUAUUAGCACCAAUCAAAACCAUCCCACCAAAAAUAGAAGGAAAAAAGAAAAGUGGGAUCGUGUUCUUAGGGUUCCUGAAUUUUCAGAAAUUCGUGUGAACUGACGGAGCAACGGAACACGAAAAGGUUGUUUUUUUCUUGGUGGGUUUUUGUUUUGUCUGAAUCAAAAUGGGUAAAAUCUCUCUGGUAGUGGCUGAUUUCGUCCUGGCAUUCAUGUGGGUAUGGGCCGGUGUUCUGGCCAACUUACUCGUCCAUGGAGUUUGGGGAUAUGGGCGAGACACGACCGGAGAUCUCGUCAGAUAUGUUCUGUCCGUCGCCAACAUGUUCUUGUUCGCUUAUUUCCAGAAGCUCACCAAUGGCGGACUCUACAACCCUUUGACCACUCUGGCCGCCGCCGUCUCCUCCGGCGGCGGCGUCUUCGAAUUUAUCUUCGCCGUCGCGAUCAGAAUCCCAGUCGAGGUGGCUGGAUCCAUCCUCGGAGUUAGGCAUGUUCUUCAGACAUUUCCCGAGAUCGGACGAGGGCCACGUCUGAACGUAGCGAUCCAUCACGGAGCCCUAACAGAAGGAAUGCUUACAUUCGCCAUCGUGACGAUAUCGUUGGGAGUGUCGAGAAAAAUCCCAGGGAGUUUCUUCAUGAAGACAUGGAUCGGAAGCCUGUCCAAGCUGACCCUUCACGUUCUUGGCUCCGAUCUCACCGGUGGAUGCAUGAACCCCGCAGCUGUAAUGGGAUGGGCAUAUGCAAGAGGCGAGCAUAUAACGAAGGAGCACAUACUCGUGUACUGGCUUGCUCCGGUCGAAGCUACGUUAAUGGCGGUUUGGAUCUUCAGACUGGUGGUUAGGCCUCUUGCCACGGCGGCCAAGGCUAAAUCCGAAUGAGGAAAGACCAUUUGAUUGUCUCUUGUCGGAACAAGAACCAUGUGUCAAGAGGAUCUUUGAUAAGAUCAACUCGUUCGCCCAAGCCUUGGUGGGUCGGGUGGUAAACUGGUAAGUGAACAUACAGAUUAUGGUCUCAUCCGAGGUUCAAUUUCAGGUAUGGGUAUGGAGGUAUUGUAAGGCGGUAAUUUAACCGAUCUUUUCUUCGAGUAUCUAGAAAAUGUAGUUAGAUCGAAAACACGGUGAACUCAUUCUGUAAAAUGUCAUCGGGUUUAGUGGCGGAAAAAAUUCGAAAAUUGGAUUUGAAUAUGGGUAACUGGAUCUUGGAUGA
Tarenaya hassleriana is the source of this 1357-nucleotide messenger RNA. Its product is annotated as probable aquaporin SIP2-1. Bases 322 to 1029 code for a protein of 235 amino acids. NCBI's taxonomy places the organism in Eukaryota, Viridiplantae, Streptophyta, Magnoliopsida, Brassicales, Cleomaceae. Gene Ontology annotation, cellular component: membrane. Gene Ontology annotation, biological process: transmembrane transport. Gene Ontology annotation, molecular function: channel activity. The record is from RefSeq and is a predicted model, not a curated record. The transcript has 4 exons.